GGCCGCUUAGCUGCGUCAGCUACUACUCACCGUUCAACAUGCCAUAAUAUUUCAUUCUUUCAUAUCAAUGAUUGCUUUGAUGUCAAGAGAGGACGUCAUGAUGCCGUCGCUUUGCGAUCGCCCAGAUGAGGUUACGAUGACCUCAAUUCCAUCUAUCUAGUGCCCAUAUGAACAACUACGCCUACUACAAAGGUAACUUGCAUCUGCAUCACUAAUCUUACAAUUACUUCAUUUUAUACAUGCACAUCAUGUCCAAGUAUCCGCCUUCGAAACUGACCGUCGCUCAAAGCGAAGAGGAGUCUAAAAACGUUGACGUCGUCAAAGAGUACAUGCGCAUCAGCUACUCCCCAAAAGAAAACACCGGCCGCAAUAGCGUCCAGCACCUCGUCGCAGAGAACGCCACUUUUACAGCACCAACCACCUUCCCCGGAUGCCACACCCCCCUCGAUUACGCCGACUCGCAUUCCCAUGUAAUGGCUGCCGUCGCAGACCUGCACAUCAAGUCCUACGAUAUCAUAUUUGCAAAAGGGGGAAUGGUCUGCUUGAGGUAUUCCGCCGAAGGGAGUCACUGCGGCAAGGAACACAAUGGUAUCCAGCCCACGGGCAACAAAGCUUCCUGGACCGCCUCGGCGAUAUUCGAGGUAGAAGAUGGGAAAGUGAAGAGCUUCACGAAAGAGUGGGAUAAGCUGAAUAUGUGGAAACAGCUCGGCUGGAUGAAGGGCGGCCAAUACGUCUAAAUGAUGGCCUUGGAUCUACAGUGCCUUGCCGAGGCCAUCCGUACGCUUUCCUGCUACUGCCUGUGAAGCUUCAGCGUACUAACAGAAAGCAGGGAAGUUAGGUGCACUCCCAAUCUUUGUACACUCAGUUAACGCUGUCUGAGGUAGCCUCGCAAGUUUACUGGUUGUCCAAAAUGCCGAAC
Messenger RNA from Mytilinidion resinicola, 919 nucleotides. Its product is annotated as NTF2-like protein. Lineage: Eukaryota; Fungi; Ascomycota; Dothideomycetes; Mytilinidiales; Mytilinidiaceae. The record is from RefSeq and is a predicted model, not a curated record. Gene Ontology annotation, biological process: polyketide metabolic process. The transcript is spliced from 2 exons. Bases 249 to 737 code for a protein of 162 amino acids.